Molecule: messenger RNA, 2700 nt
Organism: Amorphotheca resinae ATCC 22711
Lineage: Eukaryota; Fungi; Ascomycota; Leotiomycetes; Helotiales; Amorphothecaceae
Exons: 3
Coding region: 1-2700 (899 amino acids)
Biological process (GO): ubiquitin-dependent endocytosis
Cellular component (GO): cytosol; cytoplasm
Molecular function (GO): ubiquitin protein ligase binding; protein-macromolecule adaptor activity
Source: RefSeq, a predicted model, not a curated record
AUGACAGGAACUAUUCCGGUAUCGUAUCACACGAGCAGAGGUGUAAUCGUUUACACACCUACCGACGUAUCCGCCGGUCCAUCAGAGCCAGCCCGGUUUCCUACGCCUCCGUGCCGACCUAGACCACGAAGACCGCACUCGAUACACAUCACCCGUUUACCUGCUGGCUUUGCUGCUGAUCUAAAGCCGUCGCCGCCGUCCCGAGAACCCAGAAAGCCCUCAAGAAGUCGCAUAGAAUUAAGAAAGCUGGCUUCCCGAGAUAGUGCAAAGCGGCUGCUUGGGUCGGUCUUUCCUUCCCUCUCCUCAUCUUCCUCCUCCGCCGCCUCGUCACCGGCGGCGGGUUCCAGAAGAUCGUUGAGCCCAGCAUCCCCAGCGUCCCCAGCGUCCACGAGGCCUCCCUCUUUCACCGCGGCAGCCGCGGACCCCACAUCACUAUAUUCCAGGAGGUCCGGCUUGGGAAUAACUGGAGUGGAUGAUCCUGCAAUGCCUGAAUCGACGGCGGUGUCUGGAGCGGAGGUGAGCUCCCAAGGCGCUGCACCCAGGGGCAGCGUCAGCGGGGCUUCGGUGACACCAGCGAACACUGGUUCUUACGUUCAGGAGAAACCUGUAUGCGCAGGAAAUGGAGUCUCCUGUUACAUCACCCUGGCCGAGCCGACAAUUUUCUUGACAGGCCUGGACCACGAUUCUAUGUCGCGGGACGCUCACAGGUCAAGUUCCUCCAGUGCGAUGCUUCGAGGGAUAUUACGCUUAGAUAUCACAAAGAGUGUCAAGAUAAAGGCCAUAACCUUAAAGUUUACGGGGAGGGCUCGAACCGAAUGGCCCGAAGGUAUCCCUCCCACGAAGACUGAGACAUAUGAAGAGGAAUCUCUCAGAACUCAAGUUUUACCAUUUUUCAACGCUCUGUACCAAGGGUCAGAAAAGGGGUAUGGCACAUUGUGUAAUUACGUGUUGCGCCAGAAAACUGCAACUUCCUCGGUCACAAGUAUUUCUGGCAACCACUCGAGCACAAACCUGCAUCAUCCCCAUUCAGAACACGGUAUCUCAUUGCCAAUCAUUGGUAAUCGAUCAAACAGAUCAAGCACGAUAUUAUCAGCGAAGGAUUUGAAACGACUGUCUUUACAGAGCAAUCAAUCCCGGAGCUUUCAGAAAGGGGACUCACCAGUCGGCCCCACGCCGCAGCAGAAGGGAUACAAAACAUUUCAUCCUGGGAUUUACGAGUACAGCUUCGAACUUCCAAUAGAUAACAACAGCCCCGAGACAGCAAAUCUGCCACUCGCUUCGGUAAAAUGGAUGUUAGAAGCUUUGAUAGAGCGAAAUGGGACGUUCAAACCGAACCUUCAAGGGUUCAAAGAGAUCCCAGUCGUCCGAUCACCUUCAGAAGAUUCCCUGGAGUUGAUCGAGCCAAUAUCUAUCAGCAGGAAAUGGGAGGAUCAACUGUACUAUGAAAUUAUGAUAUCCGGCAAAUCGUUUCCUCUAGGUUCCAAGAUUCCCAUCGCAUUCAAGCUGACGCCCUUGGCUAAGGUGCAAGUUCACAAGCUCAAGGUUUAUGUCAGCGAAAAUAUCGAGUACUUCACAAACAAUCGGAAAGUUACUAGGAAGGAUGUGAUGCGAAAGAUCCUGCUGCUUGAAAAGGUAGCGGGGCGACCUUUAGCGAAAGAUUACAGCUCAUCAGAAGUGAGAGUUCUCGCUGGUGGGGAAAUGAGCCCGGAAGACAGGGCUCAUGCACGGGAGAAUACUAGGAGAUACAGAGAAAGGUUGGCGAGGGUACAAGGCACGACACCGCAACCUCUGCCCGAACCAACGGAAAAUAUUCUUGGUGAACUGGAUCUAGGCGAGCAGUAUUGGGGUCAGACAGAAAUCGAGAUGAAUGUUCAGUUACCGACAUGUGAGAUGAUGGAGAAGGAUAAGUCGAAACGAUUGGUCCAUGACUGUAGCUGGAAGAACGUCAAUGUGCAUCAUUGGAUUAAGAUCGUUAUGCGUAUCUCUCGUUUAGAUACCGAGGAUCCAGAAGGUAAAAAGAGACGUCACUUCGAGAUCUCUAUCGACUCGCCCUUCACCAUUCUCAAUUGUCGCGCGACAAGAGACAACUUAAUGCUUCCGGAGUAUUCGGGGUUAAAUGCUGCCAGUCUCGGUCAACAACACGUCUGCGGAUGUCCCAACGCCGCUCCCACCGCCACUAUGACAUCUGAAUCAACCGCCCAGGCCAUAGCUAAUAGCCAUGGUGGUGCUGUCGAAACACCCGAAGGCCCCGAACAAUUUGUCCCACCAAGCCUUACAAGACCACCCCAGGUUCACCUAUCAACAGGUGCAGUCGUUCAACGCCCGAUCCAUAUGCUAAGGCAUCCAAGUUAUAACCCGCCUGCAUUCGAUGCAGAACAGCCCCCUCCACCACUUCCAACACCACCGCCUCUUUAUGAACAGGUAAUCGGGACUCCAAGCCACGAUGGUCUAGCGGAUUACUUUGCGAGAUUGGCCGAGACAUAUGAAGAUGAGAACAACACGGACGAGGAAGACAUAAAUAGAGCAACCAGCCGCGGAAGAGUCAACAUCGUCAACCCCAGAACCCCUGGGGGGCGAAUUGCUCGCAGCAUGGAUAUCGACCGGAAUUUCAUGUUCAAUCCUUCGGGCUUCAACAAUACCCUUAGACGCGAAACCGAGAACGAGGGACAGUCGCUACCUUCAACAGUUGAAGCUGCAUGA